This is a messenger RNA of Zea mays, 1105 nucleotides long. It is a transcript of the gene CNR6, whose product is annotated as Cell number regulator 6. The record is from RefSeq and is a predicted model, not a curated record. The transcript is spliced from 4 exons. Lineage: Eukaryota; Viridiplantae; Streptophyta; Magnoliopsida; Poales; Poaceae. Bases 187 to 909 code for a protein of 240 amino acids.
AGUUAGGUCAAGUAUAAGCACCAAACAAAAGAGCCGAGGAGGAUGUUUAACUUGGGCCUGAUCAGGGCCCGGCGUGCUUCAUGUAAGCUCCGGCCCGAUCGAUGAGAGGAGUCAGACGGAGGCAAGGCCGGGGUCGGCAGCAGAGGGGAGCAGAGAGAUCUCAUUCUCCGAUCCGCCCAGGCCACCAUGGCGGAGGAUGCUACGAGCAGCCACCCGUCACGCUACGUCAAGCUCACCAAGGACCAGGACGCCCCCGCCGAGGACAUCCGCCCCGGCGAGCUCAACCAGCCAGUUCACGUCCCGCAGCAGCUCGAAGGCCGGAGGUGUAGCGAGUGCGGUCAGGUCCUGCCCGAGAGCUACGAGCCGCCCGCCGACGAGCCCUGGACCACCGGGAUCUUCGGAUGCACCGAUGACCCAGAGACCUGCCGAACUGGAUUGUUUUGCCCCUGCGUGCUGUUUGGGCGCAACGUUGAGGCUGUUAGGGAGGACAUCCCUUGGACAACUCCUUGCGUGUGCCAUGCUGUAUUCGUUGAAGGAGGGAUCACGCUGGCGAUUCUGACGGCGAUAUUUCACGGUGUUGAUCCGAGGACGUCAUUCCUGAUUGGAGAAGGUCUGGUGUUCAGCUGGUGGUUAUGUGCUACCUACACUGGCAUCUUCCGCCAGGGGCUUCAGAGGAAAUAUCAUCUCAAGAACUCUCCGUGUGACCCAUGCAUGGUCCACUGCUGCUUGCACUGGUGUGCCAACUGCCAGGAGCAUCGCGAGAGGACGGGACGGCUUGCAGAGAACAACGCAGUGCCCAUGACGGUUGUGAACCCGCCUCCGGUGCAAGAGAUGAGCAUGCUGGAGGAGGUGGAGGAGAAGGGAGCAGAGAAGAGUGAACACGAUGAUGUGGAGGUCAUUCCUCUAUAGAUAAUAGGGUCGGAGUCCGAGUGAGGAUAGCACUAGCAGCAUCAGAUGACGAUCACAACUUCUGGUCAUUCCUCUAUAGUUAGUUAGUUAUUGAUCUUUCAACAACAAAAUGUGGUGGUGUGGCAACUGUCCAUUUUUAUUAUCCCAAAUAAUAAUACUGUACUACGUUACGGCCCACGCCCAAUUUUUCUUUCAA